Salvelinus fontinalis (brook trout) is the source of this 4771-nucleotide messenger RNA. RefSeq names its product UDP-glucuronosyltransferase 2A2-like. Gene Ontology annotation, molecular function: UDP-glycosyltransferase activity. Lineage: Eukaryota; Metazoa; Chordata; Actinopteri; Salmoniformes; Salmonidae. The record is from RefSeq and is a predicted model, not a curated record. The coding region runs from base 2436 to 4040 and encodes 534 amino acids. The transcript has 5 exons.
GUUGCAGAGGGAGGUGUUUAGUCCCAGGGUCCUUAGCUUAGUGAUGAGCUUUGAGGGCACUAUGGCGUUGAAGAAUGAGCUAUAGUCAAUGAAUAUCAUUCUCACAUAGGUGUUCUUUUUCUUAGAUCUAUAAGGGCAGUAUGACUAUUGGACAGGGUCUAGGGUUUCUAGGAUAAUGGUGUUAAUGUGAGCCAUGACCAGCCUUUCAAAGCAUUUCAUAGCUGCAGACGUAAGUGCUACGGGUCGUUAUGCAUUAAGGCAGGUUACCUUAGUGUUUUUGGGCACAGGGACUACGGUGGUCUGCUUGAAACAUGUUGGUAUUACAGACUCAGACAGGGAGAGGUUGAAAAUGUCAGUGAAGACACUUGCCAGUUGGUCAGCACAUGCUCGGUGUACACUUCUUGGUAAUCCGGCCUUGUGAAUGUUGACCUGUUUGAAGGUCUUACUCACAUCGGCUGCGGAGAGCGUGAUCACACAGUUGUCCGGAACAGCUGAUGCUCUCAUGCAUGUUUCAGUGUUACUUGCCUCGACGCAAGCAUAGAAGAAAUUUAGCUCGUCUGGUAGGCUUGUCUCACUUGGCAGCUCUCGACUAUGCUUCCCAUUGUAGUCUGUAAUAUUUUGCAAGCCCUGCCACAUCCGACGAGCGUCGGAUCUGGAGCAGUACGAUUCGAUCUUAGUCCUGUAUUGACACUUUGCCUGUUUGAUGGUUUGUCGGAGGGCAUAGCGGGAUUUCUUAUAAGCUUCUGGGUUAGAGUCCCGCUCCUUGAAAGUGGCAGUGUAACAGUAUAACUUUAAACCGUCCCCUCGCCCCGACCUCGGGCGCGAACCAGGGACCCUCUGCACACAUCAACAACGGUCGCCCACGAAGCGUCGUUACCCAUCGCUCCACAAAAGCCGCGGCCCUUAAGGGGCAACACUACUUCUAGGUUUCAGAUCAAGUGACGUAACUGAUUGAAACGCUACAAGCGCGUACCCGCUAACUAGCUAGCCAUUUCACAUCCGUUACAGCAGCGUUACACUUUAGCUCAGAGAAAAUGUUGCCUGUAAUUCAUGGCUUCUGGUUGGGGUAUGUGCUUCUGUAGGCAAGUUAACUUCUUGUCAAUAGGGGGGGGCGCUGUUUUCACUUUGGAAAAAAUCGUGCCCAAAUUAAACGGCCUCGUACUCUGUUCUAGAUCAUACAAUAAGCAUAUUAUUAUUACUAUUGGAUAGCCUGCAUGUGCUUCUGUAGGCAAGUUAUGAAGACAAACCUUCAUCUGCUUCUGUAGGCAUGUUAUUCAGAAAGUAUUCAAACACCUUUCUUUUUUCCACAUUUUGUUGUGUUACAAAUUAGGAUUCAAAUGGGUUUAGUUGUCAUUUUUGUCAACGAUCUACACAAAAUGCCCUGUAAUUUCAAAGUGGAAGAAAGAUUCUAACAUUUGUUAUAAAAAUAAAAAUAAAAGUUAUGAAAGUAAAUCUUGAUUAGAUACAGUAAGUAUUCAACUAUUCGAGUAUUCAACGCCCUGAGUCAAUACAUGUUAGAAUCAUCUCUCACAGCGAAUGCAGCUGUGAUUCGGUAUGUCUCUAAGUGCUUUGCACAAUUGGAUUGUACAAUAUUUGCACAUUAUUCUUUUUAAAAUCCUUCAAACUCUAUCAAGUUGGUUGUUGAUCAUUGCUAGACAGCCAUGUUCAAGUCUUGCCAUAGAUUUUAAAGCAGAUUUAAGUCAAAACUGUAACAAGGCAACUCAGGAAAAUGCAAUGUCGUCUUGGUAAGCAACUCCAGUGUCUAUUUGGCCUUGUGAUUUAGGUUAUCGUCCUGCUGAAAGGUGUCUCCCAGUGUCUGGUGGAAAGCAGACUGAACCAGGUCUUUCUCUAGGAUUUUGCAAGUGCCAAGCUCCAUUCCCUUUCUUUUUAUCCUGAAAAACUCCCUAGUCCUUGCCUGCAAAAUAUAAUGUAGACACCACCAUGCUUGAAAAUAUGAAGAGUGAUACUCAGUGAUGUGUUGUGUUGGAUUUGGUCCAAACAUAAUGCUUUAUAUUCAGGACAUUCAUUUAUUUUGUCACAACCUGGAGUCAGACUAGAGAUGGACACAAUCGUAUAUGUCAAUGAUAAGUAGGCAUUUACAUUGGGUGAGAGGUCAGUUAUGUGACAGGUGUGUUUUACCUGAACUCACUGGUGUUAUUGCCCAUGUAGUGGUUGAAUCCCAAUUGGCAUCCUAUUCCCUACAAUAGUCUACUAUGUCGACCAGAGCCCUGAAGAUCCUGGUCAAAACUAGUGUAAUUUGGGAAGCACCACUAUCUGUUUGUAAAUCAUCUACUUGGGCUAUAGCAGGACUUCUAUACUAUCAGGUGGACUUUGAACCCUCAAACGUUCAGUAUUGAACAGCCGAUAUGUAAGUUUGCAGUCGCCUGCAGAGCGUUGGUAGUGCUGUAUGGACUUUAUAGCACCGCGUAGACACAAUGCAUUCCAGCUCUCUCUGGGGAGACCUUUCGUUUCUAAGUCUGGUGUCAUUUCUCCUUCUCCUUCCUGCACCGUCCUGCCAUGGAGGAAAAGUUCUGGUCUUUCCUGUCGAUGGAAGCCACUGGAUCAACAUGAAGGUACUGAUCGAGGAGCUCCAUGCCAGAGGCCACGCCAUCACAGUGGUCAGACCCUCUACCAGCUGGUACAUCACAGAGGAGUCACCUCUAUACACCUCCAUCACCAUCAAGGAGAAAGAUUCCUUAUACAGCUACAUCGAAACUUUCCUACAGAAUCAACUGAAGGCACAGAGAGAGGGGGUAUCUUUGCUGAAGUUCUUCCAACUAACCAAGGAGUUCCUCAGUAUGAUAGAAGAAGCCCACACCUUGGGCUGCGAGAUGCUGUCUCGCAUGUUCGAUGACAAGGAGUUGAUGAAGAGUCUCCAGGACGCUCAGUAUGACAUGAUGCUCACCGACCCUAACAUCGCUGUAGGGCUGCUGAUGGCCCACUACCUCAAACUGCCUGUGGUCCUCAACGCCCGUUGGAUCACCAGUGGGGAGGGCCACUUUGCCAUCGCCCCCUCUCCCCUUUCAUACAUCCCGGUCCCAGGGUCUGGAUUCACUGACAAGAUGACCUUCGUCCAACGGGUCCAAAACAUGCUACACUACAGCAUCAUCGUGUAUCAGCAGAGGUUCGUAGUUGGGCCGAUUUAUGAUGCAAUUUGCUCCAAGUACUUUGAAGAGGGCUGUGACAUCAUAUCCUUGAUCCAGGAAGCUGACAUCUGGCUGAUGAGGUCCGACUUUGUGUUUGACUUCCCCCGUCCCACCAUGCCCAACGUCUUCUACAUGGGGGGGUUCCAGUGCAAGCCGGCCCAGGCCCUGCCUCCAGAGCUGGAAGAGUUUGUCCAGAGUGCCGGGGAACAUGGGGUGAUCGUCAUGUCUCUGGGGACUCUUGUCAAUGCACUUCCUGUUGAUAUCACAGACCAGAUCGCCAGUGUGUUCGCCAAGCUGCCUCAGAAGGUGAUCUGGAGGCACCGGGGCAAGAUUCCCUCUACCCUGGGCAACAACACCCUUCUGGUGGACUGGAUGCCCCAGAAAGACCUCCUGGGUCACCCCCAGACCAGAGCCUUUGUGGCCCACGGAGGAACCAACGGGAUCCAGGAGGCCAUCUACCACGGCACCCCAGUGCUGGGGAUACCCCUGUUCUUCGACCAGUAUGACAAUCUUCUGCGUCUGCAGGAGAGAGGCGCUGCGAAGAUCCUGGAGUUGGCCAUGUUCAACGGACCCAAUUUCCAGCAGGCUCUGAACCAGGUGCUCACCCACGCCCCCUACAGGGAGAACAUGCAGAGGCUGUCCCACCUGCACAGGGACCAGCCCAUCAAGCCCAUGGACAAGGCCGUCUUCUGGUUGGAGUUUGUGAUGCGACACAAGGGGGCGUCUCACCUCCGUACGUCGGCCAACAGGAUGCCCUGGUACUCUUACCACUCUGUGGACGUGCUGCUACUGCUGCUGGCUGCCGGAGGAGGAGUCUUGCUCUCUGCUGGGCUCCUGAUUAGGAUCCUCUGGAGAACCUGCCGGAAGAACAGGAACAAAACCAAACAACACUGACACCAGUAGCAGGAUGGCAUUACUGGAAACCAAGACUGUUCUCAGGGCAGACCUGUUAUAGCUAGAUAUAUUGCGUACGGGACAGUUCUACCAUUUUCCUAAACCUAAUACAAUCACAGUGCCUUCGGAAAGUAUUCACCUUGACUUGUUCAACAUGUCGAUGUGUUACAGCCUGAAUUUUAAAUUGAUUUUAAAAAAUGUUUAAGCUGAAAUGUCUUCAGUCAAUAAUUUUUCAACCACUUUGUUAUGACAAGCCUAAAUAUGUUCAUGAGUAAAAAUGUGCUUAACAAGUCACGUAAGUUGAAUGGACUCACCCACAUUUUAUGACUGCCUUAUCUAUGUAUGUUAUGAUUUGUAUGAAUGACGAAAUGAUGUAUACAUUUAACGUAGAACUAUAACUUACAGAAUUCUACCCUGUCUCUGUAUAAUGAUAAAUAAUGUUUGUCCAUAAGAAAGAAGGACUGUUAGCAGGCAAGGAACUGUGGCAGACAACUUGUGACCACUGUGGAACUGAUAACAGGGAUGGAAGUCUCCCCACGCAGGGAGGGGAGAGACCUUGGGCUUGUAGUAGAUUGUAUAACAGGUGGCAGGCAAUGUAGGAGAAGAGUUGUGAACUAUAUUGUCAUUGUCUUAGUGGAGGAGGGACAGUUAUGAUGAAAUGAGAGGUAUAUAAACCAAUGUACAUAUAAGGAUGGGCAGUGCUCUCGUAAAUAAACAUGCUGACUAUGGUG